This is a messenger RNA of Urocitellus parryii (Arctic ground squirrel), 4671 nucleotides long. RefSeq names its product solute carrier family 12 member 1 (gene Slc12a1). NCBI's taxonomy places the organism in Eukaryota, Metazoa, Chordata, Mammalia, Rodentia, Sciuridae. The record is from RefSeq and is a predicted model, not a curated record. Gene Ontology annotation, biological process: potassium ion import across plasma membrane; potassium ion homeostasis; chloride ion homeostasis. Gene Ontology annotation, molecular function: sodium:potassium:chloride symporter activity. Gene Ontology annotation, cellular component: apical plasma membrane.
UACAUUUCCUCAGAAGGCAGCUCCUUGGUGCUUUGAAGAACAUUCUGAAGAUUAUUUAGGAGACAAUAUAUCAAGAAUCUAUUUAUUGAGUUCAUCUAGAACAAAAGCCAACAGCUACCUAAUGUAACCACAUUAGAGUUUGUUUUGAGGCAGAAAUUUAUAGUUUCUUUCUUUUUUCUUUUUUGUAGAUAGCUUAGUCCAAGAAAUCCAUUUUGGAAGAUGUCAUUGAACAACUCUUCCAAUGUAUUUCUGGAUUCAGUGCCCAGUAAUACCAAUCGCUUUCAAGUCAAUGUCAUAAAUGAGAACCAUGAAAACASUGCAACUGUGAAUGACAACAGGGACCCGCCACAUUAUGAAGAAACCUCUUUUGGGGAUGAAGCCCAGAACAGAUUGAGAAUCAGCUUUAGGCCUGGGAAUCAGGAGUGUUAUGACAAUUUCCUCCAAAAUGGAGAAACUGCUAAGACAGAUGCCAGUUUUCAUGUCUACGAUUCUCACACAAACACAUACUACUUGCAAACCUUUGGCCAUAACACCAUGGAUGCUGUUCCCAAGAUAGAAUACUACCGCAACACUGGCAGCGUCAGUGGGCCCAAGGUCAACCGACCCAGCCUGCUUGAGAUUCACGAGCAACUGGCAAAGAAUGUGACAGUGGCCCCAGGUUCAGYUGACAGGGUUGCUAAUGGCGAUGGGAUGCCUGGAGAUGAACAAGCAGAAAACAAGGAGGAAGAAGAUACAACUGGUGUCGUGAAGUUUGGAUGGGUGAAAGGUGUGCUGGUAAGAUGCAUGCUGAAUAUCUGGGGAGUCAUGCUCUUCAUUCGCCUCUCCUGGAUUGUUGGAGAAGCUGGAAUUGGUCUUGGAGUCGUCAUCAUUGGCCUGAGUGUGGUAGUGACAACACUCACAGGUAUUUCUAUGUCUGCUAUUUGCACAAAUGGAGUAGUACGAGGAGGUGGAGCCUACUACCUUAUUUCCAGGAGCUUAGGGCCUGAGUUUGGUGGGUCAAUAGGCUUGAUCUUUGCUUUUGCCAAUGCAGUGGCUGUUGCUAUGUAUGUGGUGGGAUUUGCUGAAACUGUGGUAGAUCUUCUUAAGGAAAGUGAUUCAAUGAUGGUGGAUCCAACCAAUGACAUCCGGAUAAUAGGCUCCAUCACAGUAGUGAUUCUCCUAGGAAUUUCAGUAGCUGGAAUGGAAUGGGAAGCAAAGGCUCAAGUGAUUCUUCUGAUUAUUCUUCUCAUUGCAAUUGCAAACUUCUUCAUUGGGACUGUCAUUCCAUCCAACAAUGAGAAGAAAUCCAGAGGCUUCUUCAAUUACCAAGCAUCAAUAUUUGCAGAAAACUUUGGACCAAGCUUCACAAAAGGAGAAGGCUUCUUCUCUGUCUUUGCUAUUUUUUUCCCAGCAGCUACUGGGAUUCUUGCUGGUGCCAAUAUUUCGGGAGAUUUGGAGGACCCCCAAGAUGCCAUCCCUAGGGGAACCAUGCUGGCCAUUUUCAUCACCACGGUUGCCUACAUAGGGGUUGCUAUUUGUGUAGCAGCCUGUGUGGUCCGAGAUGCCACUGGAAGCAUGAAUGACACCAUCAUUUCUGGGGUGAACUGCAACGGGUCAGCAGCCUGUGGGUUGGGCUAUGAUUUCUCAAGAUGUCGCCAUGAACCAUGUCAAUAUGGGCUGAUGAACAAUUUCCAGGUCAUGAGCAUGGUAUCAGGGUUUGGCCCCCUCAUCACUGCUGGAAUCUUUUCGGCUACACUCUCCUCUGCCCUGGCCUCCCUCGUCAGUGCACCCAAAGUGUUCCAGGCUCUGUGCAAGGACAACAUCUUCAAAGGCCUGCAGUUCUUUGCAAAGGGAUAUGGGAAAAACAAUGAGCCCCUGAGAGGAUAUUUUCUCACUUUUCUGAUAGCCAUGGCGUUUAUUCUUAUUGCGGAACUGAACACCAUUGCUCCCAUCAUCUCCAACUUUUUCCUGGCCUCAUAUGCACUUAUUAACUUCUCCUGCUUCCAUGCUUCUUAUGCUAAAUCUCCAGGAUGGAGACCUGCAUAUGGGAUUUACAACAUGUGGGUGUCUCUUUUUGGAGCUGUGUUGUGUUGUGCGGUCAUGUUUGUCAUCAACUGGUGGGCAGCUGUUAUCACCUAUGUCAUUGAGUUAUUCCUCUAUAUCUAUGUGACUUAUAAGAAGCCAGAUGUGAACUGGGGCUCCUCCACACAGGCUCUUUCCUAUGUGAGUGCUUUGGACAAUGCUCUGGAAUUAACCACAGUGGAAGACCACGUGAAAAAUUUCAGGCCCCAGUGUAUUGUUCUAACAGGGGGACCCAUGACAAGACCUGCUCUCUUGGACAUAACUCACGCCUUUACCAAGAACAGUGGACUUUGCAUCUGCUGUGAAGUCUUUGUGGGACCGCGCAAGCUGUGUGUUAAGGAGAUGAACAGUGGCAUGGCUAAAAAACAGGCCUGGCUUAUAAAGAACAAAAUCAAGGCUUUCUAUGCCGCAGUGGCAGCAAACUGCUUCAGAGAUGGUGUCCGAAGUCUCCUUCAGGCCUCAGGCUUAGGAAGAAUGAAGCCAAACACUCUGGUGAUUGGAUAUAAAAAAAACUGGAGGAAAGCUCCCUUGGCAGAGAUUGAGAACUACGUGGGAAUCAUACAUGAUGCGUUUGACUUUGAGAUUGGUGUGGUCAUAGUCAGAAUCAGCCAAGGGUUUGACAUCUCUCAGGUUCUUCAGGUGCAAGAUGAAUUAGAGAAGUUGGAACAGGAGAGGCUGGCACUGGAGGCCACUAUCAAAGACAAUGAGUGUGAAGAAGGAAGUGGGGGUAUCCGAGGCUUGUUUAAAAAAGCUGGCAAGUUGAACAUUACUAAGCCAACCCCUAAAAAAGACAGCAGCAUUAACACAAUCCAGUCGAUGCAUGUGGGGGAGUUCAACCAGAAACUGGUGGAAGCCAGCAGUCAAUUUAAAAAGAAACAAGGGAAAGGCACAAUGGACGUCUGGUGGUUGUUUGAUGAUGGAGGGUUAACACUUCUUAUCCCCUACAUCUUGACUCUCCGAAAAAAAUGGAAAGACUGUAAAUUAAGAAUCUACGUUGGAGGGAAGAUCAAUCGCAUUGAGGAAGAAAAAAUUGCAAUGGCUUCUCUUCUGAGCAAAUUUAGGAUAAAAUUUGCAGACAUCCAUAUCAUUGGUGACAUCAACAUUAAGCCAAACAAAGAGAGCUGGAAAGUCUUUGAAGAGAUGAUUGAACCAUAUCGUCUCCAUGAAAGCUGCAAAGAUUUAACAACUGCUGAGAAAUUAAAAAGAGAAACUCCAUGGAAAAUUACAGAUGCAGAACUGGAUGCCGUCAAGGAAAAGAGUUACCGCCAAGUUCGACUGAAUGAACUUUUACAGGAGCACUCAAGAGCUGCCAACCUCAUUGUCCUGAGCCUUCCAGUGGCAAGAAAAGGAUCUGUAUCGGAUUUGUUGUAUAUGGCUUGGUUGGAAAUACUCACAAAGAAUCUCCCUCCUGUCUUACUGGUUAGAGGAAAUCACAAAAAUGUUCUGACAUUUUACUCUUAAAACAUGAAAGAUAAGGAUACAUUUUAAAUUAAUGUAUGAAUAAUUAAGAGACCUGUUUCUAUACUUUCUGUUAUAAAAUCUGAUCUAUGGAUAAACAAACCUCUGGAGACUAGCCUACCAAAUUUUACAUAAAUUUUGUCUUUUUCUUUUCAUUAUUAGUUAAUGAGAGCUUCCUCCACCCCAUAAGCCAAUGCUACUCCUAGAAAAACAUUUUUGUCAUUGCUGUUGAUGAACAAGAAAUUAAUCAAAUCCAUGCUGCCUUAUGUUCAUGAAAACUACCAAUUUGGUUGUAAGCUCCUCUAGGCAAACUUAAUCUUUUGUUUCUAAUGGUGUUUGCUACUAGGCCCUGGUACAGGCCUCAGCUCCACAGCAGGUUCUCCAUAAAUGCUUAUUGACAGGCUGGUACAGUGGCCAUGGGUGGUUAUCAGAGAAAAAGACCAACUGGGUAGGAGGCGUGAUUAUGCUUGGCCUCCUGAGAGGCUUAUGCCUACAAAGAAGAUUUAAAAAUCAAUAACUGGAAACUUUAAGAAGUACUUGAGUCUAAAAAUGUUUAAAGUAGUUACCUAAAUAAGGUUAUUUAAUGUAACAGAUAAUAUACUUAGAGUUAUCUGAGUGAUCAUUGAUAACAUACGGCUUGAAAUUGCUGCUGACUCAAGUGUAUUAACUAGAUUAGAAACAUAUAUUCCAAUUAAAUGAAAUAUAUUCUAUUUUAACAUAUAAACAUUAAUUAUCCUCCCUGCUAAACAUUUUGAAAUUUCCAUAAUGAUAUUACUUUGCAUAUUUUCUUCUAAUUAAGUGGUUAGUUAGUACAGAUGAAAUCUAUAGAUGUCUAACUGAAAACURAGUACCACAAAUUUUCAAACCACUAUUAACAAAUAUAUUCAGAAUUAUAUAUUUAGUUGCUUUCUAUAGUGAUUAUAUGGACUUAAAGGAAUAAUUAAAAUGUGAGUGGAGAAACUUGCAUUAUUUGGAGUGUACGAUUAUUGAUUUUUUUCAUUUUUAUUAGUAUAUCUACAGUAUUUAAUCACAUUGGCAAACCAAUAAAAAUUGUUUUUCUGAUGAAUGGUUUGGGUUUUUUCCUGACAUAUUUUGACUGUUCUGAGAAAACAUAUGGGGAAAAUGAACCUGAAAUAAAAGCAGCAUAAUUCA